CACCCCCUUCAACAUCGAGCCCGAGAUGGCCGGUCCGCUGCUGCAGUUCCCGCUCGACAUGUACCAACGCAUGCGCCAGGAAGGCGGCAACGUGCUGCUGUCCCCUUGGUACCUGGCCUGCAUGCUGGUCACCAUGUACCACGGCUCGGGUGGCUCGACGCGCCGCCAGAUCGCGCGAGUGCUCCACACGGAUGACGACGGCGCGAUCGUGGAGCGCUUCAACGGCCACGCCAGCCGCCUGUUCUGCCGAGACUACCACAAGCCACGACACACCCACUCAGGUCUCAGCGUGACGUCUUACGCCGGCCUCUACCACGAUGCGCGGGUCAACCUGUCGAGAGAGUUCAAGGACCCACUUUCGAACCUGGACACACACUUCCACGUCUACGAUUUCGCAGAGAGCCCCGAGCAGAGCCGCCUGGCUCUCGACGGCUUCUUACGAGCUCUCACGGGCUUCUCGUUCAGACGAGACGUCUUCAGCGGUGACAGCGUGGACCUUGACACGUUCGUGGUCCUGGCCAGCGUCUUCAGCUUCGGCUCGCGCUGGUUCGCUGCAGGAGGUGCACGCGGAUCGACGGGCCGGUUCUACUCCGAGCAAACCGGUGACAGGCGAGCUGGCGAGGAAGUGCCUACACUGUCCAUGACGGGCACCUUCCGAUAUGCCCAAUUCGGCGAAGGCGACGCGUUUGCCGGGGUCGUGGUGGACCUGCCUUACCAGGAACCACGACGGUCACUCGCCAUCUUUAUCCCGGCGGCCGACUCGAGCCUCGUCGAAUUGGAGAAGGCCCUAACCGCAUCCACGAUACUGACGUGUCUGGGACGUCUGCAGCAGCAGGGCCCAGUGAAGGUCACACUGCCCCGGAUGAAGGUGAAGUGCCUCACUGACCUCAAGCACUACCUGCAACCGAUGGGGGUGACGGACGCGUUCAACGGUGCCGCGGACUUUGUAAACAUGGCGCGCAUUGUGGGUCUCAGGGUGUCGGCGGCGAAGCACCUCGCGGUUUUCAGGGCGGGAUACAAGGGUCCAAAGAUCCCCACGGCUGCAGCCUUAGCGGAGAAGACCGCGUGCUCGGCCAGCGGCAAGAGUGUGUUCAAGAUAACCAUUGAUCGGCCGUUCAUGUUCCUGGUGCUCGCCCGCGAUCCAGACACCGUGCUUAUGCUUGGCUCGUUUACGCACACUCUCUAAGACGACACCGUGACAGUUAGGGUGUGUGUAUCUAUAGUCACGGCAAAAAUACAUUCGUUCAUUAAGUUUAUUCCUGCUUUUGUAAUAGAAAAAUCACGCUUUCUCGUUUAGAAUACUUUUUUAAUUGUUUAGUUGCCUACAGCAUACUUAUGACAGUUUAUACUAAUCGCAAAGGGAAGCAGUCUCUAUCCGCACUAAAGAAAAUACAACAUUUCACGAGUAUACAUUAUUCGGCUGUUUUACAGCUGUGUAAAAUUGCAUUAAUUUCGCGACAAAUCAUGGCGCUUCUAAGCUGAACUUUGUAAUACUGUUCCUUUAUAGCGAUGCAUAUUAGACCAGCCUGCUACUUAUUUCACAAGCAGCCUCUCUGUAAUGGGUUCGGCUGAAAUAGUGUGGAAAGUUCCUACACCUUAUGAGAGAUUCUUGGAAGUUACUUGAAAUGUUGGCAUUACGACAAUUUUCUAGAUAUCACUUCCAUACAAAAUGAAAAUAAUUGCUGUUUUUUUCCGGCAAGUUAUAGCAACGUUACUACUUGCACAAUAAACACCGCAGAAGUUCUGCCGUUUCUUGCGAUGUCA
Molecule: messenger RNA, 1764 nt
Organism: Dermacentor andersoni
Lineage: Eukaryota; Metazoa; Arthropoda; Arachnida; Ixodida; Ixodidae
Product: ipis-1-like
Molecular function (GO): serine-type endopeptidase inhibitor activity
Source: RefSeq, a predicted model, not a curated record